Penicillium waksmanii is the source of this 1362-nucleotide messenger RNA. RefSeq lists its product as uncharacterized. Bases 1 to 1362 code for a protein of 453 amino acids. The record is from RefSeq and is a predicted model, not a curated record. NCBI's taxonomy places the organism in Eukaryota, Fungi, Ascomycota, Eurotiomycetes, Eurotiales, Aspergillaceae. Gene Ontology annotation, molecular function: oxidoreductase activity, acting on the CH-OH group of donors, NAD or NADP as acceptor; NAD binding. The transcript has 6 exons.
AUGGAAAGUGGUCAAAAUAUCUCUCCUCGCAAAGAUGAGUUGGCUGCGCAGGCUCAAGUCCUUUCCACCUCACCCACAGCUUCAUUCCACUCUCUCUCAAGCCAGGCUUCUACUCUCCAACGGAUUAUCCCCAUGGGCAAUGCCAAGCACUCCAAGCCAUUUUCGGCCGGGAAUAUCAAGGUCCUACUGCUGGAGAAUGUGAGCCAGACUGGCCGAGAUAUCCUGUCUGCGCAGGGCUACCAAGUGGAAUUCGUCAAGUCUUCGCUCCCCGACGAUCAGCUCAUUGAGAAGAUUCGCGACGUUCAUGUAAUCGGCAUUCGUUCGAAGACUAAGCUCUCUAAGCAUAUUCUGAAGGAGGCCAAGAACCUGGCCGUCAUCGGAUGCUUUUGCAUCGGUACCAACCAGGUCGGCCUUCAGUAUGCCACCAAUCAUGGCAUUGCAGUCUUCAACUCGCCAUUCAGCAACUCCCGCAGUGUUGCAGAGCUAGUUAUUGGAGAGAUAAUUGCCCUCGCACGCCAGUUGGGCGACCGCUCAAGCGAAAUGCACAACGGAACCUGGAACAAAGUGAGUAGCAGGUGCUGGGAGAUCCGAGGCAAGACAUUGGGUAUCGUCGGAUAUGGUCACAUCGGUGCCCAGUUGUCCGUAUUGGCAGAGUCUUUGAGUAUGUCGGUCAUAUUCUACGACGUGCUCAACCUGAUGCCCCUCGGAACGGCCCGUCAGGCCGAGACAUUGGAUGCUCUGUUGGCCGAGGCUGACUUUGUAACUUGCCACGUGCCCGAGCUCCCCGAGACAAAAGACAUGUUUGGUCCAAAGCAAUUUAACCAAAUGAAGGCAGGAAGUUACCUGAUCAAUGCAAGCCGUGGCACAGUGGUUGAUAUCCCUUCGCUCAUUGCUGCCAUGCGAAGUGGCAAGGUUGCAGGUGCUGCGCUGGAUGUAUACCCAAACGAGCCCACCGGGAACGGCGACUACUUCAACAACGACCUCAACAACUGGGGAGCUGAUUUACGUUCCCUCAAGAACCUAAUUUUGACACCCCACAUUGGAGCCAGCACCGAGGAGGCCCAAAGUGCGAUUGGCGUCGAAGUUGCCCAGGCUCUGACCCGUUACGUCAACAAAGGUACCACCCUGGGUGCUGUUAACCUGCCCGAAGUUAUCUACAUUCAUAUGAACAUUCCUGGCGUGCUGAGAAAGGUGAACGAAAUCAUUGGCGACCAUAAUGUCGACAAGCAAAUGACCGACAGCAGAGGCGACGUUGCUUACUUAAUGGCUGAUAUCAGCGAUGUGGACACAGCCAACAUCCAGAGCCUGUAUGAGAGACUCGACAGACUUCCCUCUCGAAUCUCAACCCGCAUUUUGUACUAG